Molecule: messenger RNA, 1422 nt
Organism: Myodes glareolus (Bank vole)
Lineage: Eukaryota; Metazoa; Chordata; Mammalia; Rodentia; Cricetidae
Gene: Gna15
Product: G protein subunit alpha 15
Biological process (GO): adenylate cyclase-modulating G protein-coupled receptor signaling pathway; phospholipase C-activating dopamine receptor signaling pathway
Cellular component (GO): cytoplasm; heterotrimeric G-protein complex
Molecular function (GO): GTPase activity; G-protein beta/gamma-subunit complex binding; guanyl nucleotide binding
Source: RefSeq, a predicted model, not a curated record
UGACCAAAAACAAAAAGUCAGAAUUAAGGCAAGAAAGUCACCUUCGCCGAGCAAGUUCAGAGAAGUGAAGCAACUUACCUGAAACCACACAGCCUACGGUCUCAGUCUUGGGGACCUCGUGAGCUUCUGUCAAGGACUGAAGAACCUCGAUCACAAAUGACGAGACCUGGGGAGAGCGGGAAGAGCACCUUCAUCAAGCAGAUGCGCAUCAUCCAUGGCGCUGGCUACUCGGAGGACGACCGCAGGGCCUUCCGGCCACUCGUCUACCAGAACAUCUUCGUCUCCAUGCAGGCCAUGAUCGACGCCAUGGACCGGCUACAGAUCCCCUACAGCAGGCCUGACAGCAAGCAGCACGCCAACCUGGUGAUGACCCAGGACCCCUACAAAGUGACCACUUUUGGGAAGCCAUACGCAGUGGCCAUGCAGUAUCUGUGGCGCGAUGCGGGCAUCCGCGCCUGCUACGAGCGCAGGCGUGAAUUCCACCUGCUGGACUCCGCGAUGUACUACCUGUCACGUCUGGAGCGCAUCUCCGAGGACAGCUACAUCCCUACGGCGCAGGACGUGUUGCGCAGUCGCAUGCCCACCACAGGCAUCAACGAGUAUUGCUUCUCUGUGCAGAAAACCAAGUUGCGCAUCGUGGAUGUUGGUGGCCAGAAGUCGGAGCGUAAGAAAUGGAUCCACUGUUUUGAGAACGUCAUAGCCCUCAUCUACCUGGCUUCCUUGAGCGAGUACGACCAGUGCUUGGAGGAGAACGAUCAGGAGAACCGCAUGAAGGAGAGCCUGGCACUGUUCAGCACAAUUCUAGAACUGCCCUGGUUCAAGAGCACCUCAGUCAUCCUCUUCCUCAACAAGACAGACAUCCUGGAGGAGAAGAUCCACACCUCACACCUGGCCACAUAUUUCCCCAGCUUCCAGGGUCCCCCGCGUGACGCAGAGGCCGCCAAGCGCUUCAUCAUGGACAUGUACGCGCGCGUGUACGCAGGCUGCGCUGAGCCCCACGAUGGCGGCAGGAAGGGGUCCCGUGCGCGCCGUCUCUUUGCACACUUCACCUGCGCCACGGAUACGCACAGCGUCCGCAGCGUGUUCAAGGACGUGCGGGAUUCGGUGCUGGCCCGGUACCUGGACGAGAUCAACCUACUGUGACCAGCUCCGAGCCUCAGUUUACGGGAUGUCCCGCGGGGCGCGGUCGUGGCGGGGACAGGGCGCCCCCUGGUGGACGCUUGGGAAACUGCGGGGCGAGGGCUCCCGGUGUCGCUGCUCCCCACGCAAGUCCAGGCCCCAAACGUCUGCAGUUCCUUCCCUCGCCCUCCUUCUAGUUAUUAAGGAAAGGACAGGAGUCGGGUCGUUAACCCUAGCACUCGGGAAGCAGAGGCAGGAGGAUGUCUGCGAAUUCCGGGACCACCAGGGCUAGCUAGUAAAAGA